Molecule: messenger RNA, 1798 nt
Organism: Hypanus sabinus (Atlantic stingray)
Lineage: Eukaryota; Metazoa; Chordata; Chondrichthyes; Myliobatiformes; Dasyatidae
Product: solute carrier family 22 member 6-A-like
Exons: 10
Coding region: 74-1738 (554 amino acids)
Biological process (GO): transmembrane transport
Cellular component (GO): membrane
Molecular function (GO): transmembrane transporter activity
Source: RefSeq, a predicted model, not a curated record
CACUGUAAGUGACCAGCCUCAUUAGACACAGUGUCCCUUUCAUUAACCAUCUCUCCAGAAGUCAUCAGCAACCAUGGGGUUCGCCGAUAUCUUGGAGAUUGUUGGAAGUCAAGGGAAGUUCCAAGCCAUCCAGAUUUUCCUGAUGACAGUCCCGACAUUAUUCAUUCCCUGCCUAAACCUCCUCCAGAACUUCGUGGCCGCUGUCCCCGACCACCGGUGCCGGGUGCGGCUGGGAGAUGAGGGCUCGUGGUACCUCAAUGUGACGGAGGAGCCACUGAGGGAGGAGUUUCUCCGGGUGUUCCUGCCCCUGGACGAGGAAGGGAGGCCGGACAAGUGCCGCAUGUACACCUCCCCACAGUGGCAUCUCCUGGGCACCAACGAGACACAGGGCAACGGGAGCCAACCUGACACACAGGCGUGCACCGAUGGGUGGGUGUACGACCGGUCCCAGUUCAGGUCGACGAUUGUGACAGAGUGGGACCUCGUGUGCGAGUGGAAGUCUCUGAAGAGACUGGUGCAGUCCACUUACAUGAUGGGACUGAUGAUCGGGGCCAGUGUCAUGGGCAGGAUGGCGGACAAGUAUGGGCGGCGGACAAUAUUGCUUUGGUCGAGCUUCCAGCUGGCUGUCUGUGGGACAUGUGGGAUGUUGUCCCCGUCCUUCACCCUCUUCUGCUUCUGGAGAUUUCUCUGUGGCACGGCGAUGGCAGGCAUCAUAAGUAACACUUACUUCUACACCAUUGAAUGGAUCCCGAAGCGGAUCAACACAGUGGUCAUCACGGCCAUGAAUUACACGUAUUCGCUGGGCAUGAUGCUACUGGCCGGCACAGCCUUCUGGAUCCAAGACUGGCGCCGGCUUCAGUUGGUUGUUUCCAUCCCGUUCAUUGUCAUCUUCCUCUACUCAUGGUGGCUCCCCGAGUCUGCUCGAUGGCUCCUCAUGAACAAGAAGACCAACGCUGCCAUGAAACAGCUGCGCAAGGUGGCAAAACUAAACGGCAAGGAGGCAGAUGGGGAAAAGAUCACCACCGAGGUUCUCAUAUCAACUAUGGAAGAAGACCUGACAAACAGCAAAGAUUCCUACAGCGUGCUUGAUCUAUUCCGGACUCCUGGACUGUGUAAGAUAUCCUGCUGUAUCAUGUUUGUCUGGUUUUCAAUUAGCUUCUCGUACUACGGCUUGGCAAUUGACCUGCAACGGUAUGGGAUGAACAUCUACCUCAUCCAGGUCAUCUUUUCAGCCAUUGACAUCCCCGCAAUUUCCAUCACUUAUAUCCUCAUAAGAUAUGUUGGCCGAUGCUUCACAGAAUGUGUCUCCCUCAUCCUGGCCGGGAGCAUUAUACUCAUAAAUAUCUUCAUCCCCACAGAGAUGCAGACCUUACGCUCUCUACUCACUGCAGUCGGUACGGGCAGCAUCUCGGCAGCGUUCUGCUGUUUGUUCCUCCACACGCCUGAACUCUUUCCAACCGUCAUCAGGCAGACAGGAAUGGGAUUAGCGCUCACAAUGGCACGGGUAGGAGCUAUCAUUUCACCCAUUGUAAGGCUGAUCGAUGACUACAUACCAUUCUUUACAAUGACCCUGUAUGGUGGAAUGGCAAUAAUGUCUGGGACCGUGGCCUUUACCUUGCUGGAGACACGGAACGUUCCUUUACCAGACACCAUUGAGGAAGUGGAACGCAGGGUAAAGAAAAGAGCAAAUAAAAUCAAAAGGUCCAAUAAAGAAGAAAUUCAGCUCCAAGAGGCAUAAAUAUCACUGCAGAAACAGGGUGCUAAACUCACCUCGGGCUUAAUACACCUUUGGAAUUGG